Rodentolepis nana is the source of this 1029-nucleotide messenger RNA. Lineage: Eukaryota; Metazoa; Platyhelminthes; Cestoda; Cyclophyllidea; Hymenolepididae. The record is from the annotation of a GenBank genome assembly.
GUUUACCAACCUCUCUUGGCCUUCCACUCUCACAGGCAGAGUUUCAUACGUCUCAGCGAAUACGAUCAUGAUUCUAAUGAGGACGAAGAGGAUUCCUUCUUUCAGUGGGACCACCAUCGAUCCACAGUACUAUCCACUUCAAAAGCAAGCAUCCAUAGAACUGACAGCUUAGCCAAGAUUGGAUCUGGCGAGAUACAGCGUUUACGAGACGAAUUUGCCGUAAAUCUGAACAAGUUCCAGGGAUUUUUAAGUGAAACCGAAUCCGCCCUACUUGGAGUUUUCCAAUUACCUCAACCCGAUUUCCCUCUUCCAUCACUUGAAGAAUGUGUUGGAGGGCUCGAUGAUGAAACGUUUGAACAGUUCAAGCUACUAAUUGAUAGUUGGAACGCGCAGAUAGAUAACACAAUUAGGGAAUUGAUUAAGCCCCGUUCAGUAUUAACUGGCCCUCUAGAAGAGGUUGAUUACUGGAGAUAUCGAUACAAAACUCUUACAUCGAUAAAUGAAGCUCUUAAGGACAAAGCAGUUAUGAAUGCAACUGAACUGUGGAAUUCAGUAUCCCACGUGGGUGUAGUGGAAUUUAAUCGAACUAAAGAGAUUCGUCGACUUAUGGCUGAAGCAAAAGAUAUUGCAAGAUUCUUGCUUCUGGUUGAGCGACAUUUCAAGAAUAUUCAGUUCGGACACAGUUUCAAUGUAGUUGCAGAUACAAUAGCACCAAUGAUGCAAUCAUUGCGACUCAUUUGGACGAUUUCGCGGUGUUUCAAUCAGGAUAAACGCAUGGGUCCAUUACUGCAUAAAAUCGCCUGGGCUCUGAACUAUCGUGUAAUUCGAGUUAUGCAUAUUCCCACCCUGUUUAGUCAAUCAAUAAAGAACAUCAUCCGAGAAACGAGCUCAGCAAUUAGAAUGGUCACUGCAUUUGAGACUGCAUACAACCGAGAGAGACAGGAAGUUGAAAUCAUCUCUCCAGAUAAUCGUUGGGAGUUCGAUCGCAAACGUCUUUUUGGCAGGCUCCGUCAUGUCACAAAAGUUCUC